This is a messenger RNA of Myodes glareolus (Bank vole), 6678 nucleotides long. It is a transcript of the gene Slf2, whose product is annotated as SMC5/6 complex localization factor 2. Gene Ontology annotation, biological process: positive regulation of double-strand break repair; DNA damage response; protein localization to site of double-strand break. Gene Ontology annotation, cellular component: site of double-strand break; nucleus. NCBI's taxonomy places the organism in Eukaryota, Metazoa, Chordata, Mammalia, Rodentia, Cricetidae. The record is from RefSeq and is a predicted model, not a curated record.
GAGUCACUUCCGAAGAGAGAACCGCCAUGAAGAGAGUAGGGGGUGCCGCCCACCUCUGCACCGACAGCCUCCCCGAGUCCCAGCAGCAAGACGGCAACCACGCACCCAGCUUCUCCAUUCACAGCUCAUGCCGCCGUCGCCAGCGGCGCCGACAUGACAAGGCGCUGCAUGCCCGCUAGGCCAGGUUUCCCCUCAUCCCCAGCCCCAGGGUCGUCGCCCCCGCGCUGCCAUCUGAGACCCGGUAGUACCGCCCCUGCUGCAGCGGGAAAAAGAACAGAAAGUCCUGGGGACAGGAAACAAUCAAUCAUAGAUUUCUUCAAGCCAGCUUCAAAACAAGACAAACAUAUGUUGGAUUCUCCACAAAAAUCAAACAUCAAAUAUGGAGGAAAUGGAGUAUCCAUCAAUGGGACAGAACAGUUUGAAAGGAAAUUAUCGUCACCAAAAAAACCCAAACCCAAAAGAAUGUCAUCAGAAGAAAGUCCUAUUUUAGAAGCUUUCAUGAAAGGUGGUAAAGAGCACCACAAAGAUCAUGGUGUACAUGAGUCACAUCGGCCUUGUAUGUCAGUAGGCUCCAAAUACUUACUUAAAGGAGCAGGUAUGUAUGCUCCUUCCUCUUAUCGAUUGUCCAAAGAGAUGAAGGCACGCAAGAAAAAACACCGGUCUCCAGAGAGAAGGAAGUCACUGUUCAUUCAUGAAAGUAACAGGGAGAAAAAUGACAGAGAUCGAGGAAAGACCAGUGAAGACUCCAGAAAGCAGGCCCAAGUGACAGAAGGUGACAUCUUCAAGAACAGCUCCAGAAGCGUUAGUAGCAGAAGCAGUCUGUCCCGGCACCACCCAGGAGAAAGCCCCCUGGGAGCAAGGUUCCAGUUGUCAUUAGCUUCUUACUGCCGAGAACGGGAGCAGAAGAAGUUGAGAAAGGAACAAAUGGAGCAGAGAAUCAACUCAGAAAAUUCUUUCUCAGAAACAAGCAAUCUUUCCUUAAAAUCCUCUAGUGUAGGGAAAAAAUGUAAGCCAAGGCAUGAGCACAGCAAACAGAACGAUGCUGUACCCGGGAAGAGUAAUCUGUCAAAUCUGGAAAAUGGACAUCUCUCAAGAAAAAGAUCAUCUUCAGACUCAUGGGAACUUUCAGGCUCUAAGCAGAAUAAACUCUCCGACAAAAGAAAAAGGAACUCUGUGGACUCAGAUCUGAAAAGCACAAAAGAAUCUAUCAUACCAAAAGCAAAAGAGUCCUUCCUAGAGAAGCGUCCAGACAUAUCACAUCAGAAGGAAAAGUUUAUAAGACACAUUGCACUGAAGACACCAGGUGGUGUUCUGCGUUUGGAAGAUAUAGCCAAGGAACCUGAUGAAGAAACAGAGCGUUCUUCUGCAGACUUGGCACCUUCAAAUUCUGGCCACCAUUCUUCCAGGAAUAGUGAUCAAGUCCACGCAGCAAGUACCAAAGAGACUAAAAUACAGAAGCCCCACUUACCUUUACCUCAGGAAAAAUCUGCAAUUAAAAGAGCUAGCAACCUUCAGAAAAGUAAAACAGCUGGCUCUGUGCCAUCAAAAGAGACAAAACUACCUUUACUUUCCCAUGUUCCAAGUGCUGUUUCCUCUCGAGUACCAUUAAAUGCUAAAAAUUGCACUCUUCCAGUUCCUAAAAAAGAUAAAGAGCGUUCCUCCUCUAAAGAACAUUCUGGGCAUUCUGCAGAAUCCUCCAAACACAAGGAACACAAAGCAAAGACUAUUAAGGCUGUUUCUAAUGAAUCUUCAGGGAAAAGUUUUGGGGGAUCUUUGCAUUCAGAGUUCAGCCCUCCUACAGAGUCUCCCCCAGCUGCCUUGGAAGUUGUGCCACGUGUCCCAAGCCCUGCAGCGCCUUUAGAUAAAGAGAGUUCAGGAAAUUCCAAUGCAGGUAGCAGUGCACUGACAAGGAAAUUCAGUGGUGAUUUUGAUAGUGAUGAAGAAAGUUUAGGUUACAACUUAGAGAGCGAUGAGGAAGAAGAAACAUUAAAAUCGCUGGAAGAAAUAAUGGCUUUGAACUUCAACCAGACUCCGCCAGCUUCAGGAAAGCCUCCUGCCUUUUCCAAGGGCCUUAGGUCCCAGUCAUCAGACUACAUAGAAUAUUCUCAGAGUGGAACUUAUACAAAUACUUUAGAGCGUCUUGUAAAGGAAAUGGAAGACACACAAAGGCUAGAUGAACUGCAGAAGCAGCUACAGGAAGACAUAAGACAAGGCCGGGGCAUUAAAUCUCCUAUCAGAAUUGGUGACCAGGACAGUACUGAUGAUGAGGAUGGCCUCUUGGAAGAACACAGGGAAUUUCUAAAGAAAUUUUCAGUUACAAUUGAUGCUAUUCCUGAUCAUCAUCCAGGUGAAGAAAUAUUUAAUUUUCUCAAUUCUGGAAAAAUUUUCAAUCAGUAUACCUUAGAUUUAAGAGACUCUGGUUUUAUCGGAGAAAGUGCUGUGGAAAAGCUUAUUCUCAAAUCAGGAAAAACAGAUCAAAUUUUUUUGACAACACAAGGCUUCCUUACCUCUGCAUACCACUAUGUCCAGUGUCCUGUACCUGUGUUAAAGUGGCUGUUUCGGAUGAUGUCAGUUCACACAAAUUGUAUUGUGUCGGUACAGAUUUUAAGUACAUUGAUGGAAAUAACCAUUAGAAAUGAUACUUUCAGUGACUCACCAGUUUGGCCCUGGAUCCCAUCGUUGUCUGACAUAGCAACUGUGUUUUUAAACAUGGGCAUUGCCUUUGGAUCGUUGUUUCCUCUGGAGACUCUUCAGCCAGAUUUUAAUGAAGACAAUCUAAUUUUGGAAACACAGAAAACUCUGGGGGGAAGAGGAAGCGAAGAUUCAUCUUGUAAUCCCAUUUUUUCAACACUUCCUGAAACCAACAUUUUAAAUGUAGUUAAGUUUCUAGGCUUGUGUACAUCUAUACAUCCAGAAGGCUACCAAGAUCGAGAAAUAAUGUUGUUAAUUUUAAUGCUAUUUAAAAUGAGUCUGGAAAAAGAGCUGAAACAGAUUCCAUUAGUAGACUUUCAAAGCCUCCUGAUAAAUCUUAUGAAAAACAUCAGAGAUUGGAACACAAAGGUGCAUGAACUCUGUGUGGGCAUAAAUGAACUAUCUAGUCAUCCGCACAACCUUCUGUGGUUGGUGCAGCUGGUCCCUAACUGGACAUCUCGUGGAAGGCAACUGAGGCAGUGCCUCAGUCUGGUGAUUAUUUCAAAGCUUUUGGAUGAAAAACACGAAGAUAUCCCUAAUGCCAAUAAUCUUCAGAUCUCAGUCCUACAUCGCUAUCUAGUGCAGAUGAAGCCUUCUGAUUUGUUGAAGAAAAUGGUCUUAAAGAAAAGGGCUGAACAACCAAAUGGAACAAUUGAUGACAGUCUUCAUUUAGAACUUGAAAAGCAGGCAUAUUACCUGACCUAUGUUCUACUUCAUUUAGUUGGGGAAGUUAGUUGUUCUCAUUCUUUUUCUUCUGGACAACGGCAACAUUUCGUGCUGCUUUGUGGGGCUUUGGAAAAGCAUGUUAAAUGUGAUAUUAGGGAAGAUGCAAGGCUUUUCUACAGAACUAAAGUGAAAGACUUGGUUGCCAGGAUACAUGGAAAAUGGCAGGAAAUAAUCCAGAACUGUCGGCCUACUCAGGGGCAGCUUCAUGACUUCUGGGUGCCAGAUUCUUAACAGGAGUACAGCAGCAGAAAUACAAGGCGAGAAGGACCUUUCCAAGAGGGUUACUGUGGGAUCCAGCAGAUGCUAUGGAACAUAACAGUAUGAAGAGGCUGGUAAUGAAGACUUCGCCGUGUCUGAAGCAGAUAUGAAAUGCCAUCUGCAGCUUGACCUUAGAGGAAAGAACGGGGAGCCUAUAAGAGAAGGGUAGGGGUAGACACAGCUGGUAGAAGAACCCAGCCUGCCCCUCCUAGCGCCCCUUGUUAAGUUUUCAGCAAUUAUCUUGGUAGGUGACUUCAUAGCACUCAGACCAUCACAGAAAAUAAAGAGGAAAAGUGUGGGCCAACUUGAGGAGUUGGACAUUGAAACGAAGGCCGGGGUCCAGCUGGUUUUCAUUUUCCUUUUGGUUAUUUUAGGAUACAAAGGGAAAGCCUAGAAUAGAGUUCUGUAAUCAGAAGUCUGGGACCAUAAACCAUAGGCAGUUUCAGUUCAUACAUUGUCCCUUUACUAGUCAAGAUUAUAAAUCUGAAGUCUUUAAAUCUGUUUAAAGUCAGUUAAGGAACAGACAUGCUGUCAGAUUGCCUAGAGGAAGAGAUAAGCUACAAAGUAGUAGCCGUUUUAAAAAUGCCAGAACAUUCAUAGGCAGUUUGUUUAGGAUUUCUUGUAAAUGCAUAUAUUUUUAAAAUCUGAUUUAAUCAUAAAAUCUUAGCUAAGUCAGAAUUCUGUCCAUUGGUAACUAUAUUACAGAAGUCUCUGUAUAAAGACUUAAAAAAUCUGGAAGUUUCCAAAAACCUUGUUCCCACGAGUAUAAUUUAGCAGAGACCUUGAUGAUGUUUAUUUUGGGGACACUGUGUAUGUGUGUGUAUGUGUGUGUUCGCUCGAGCGUUUGUAUCUUGAAGUUGUUGCACUUGAAAACCACAGCUGCUCUAAAUUCUUUUAAACACUGGAAAGCCAUCCUCUAGUUUAGAUGGUAGAGGUUAGAGCUGCACACGCUAGAUUGAGCCUGAAGCCCUUUGAAACCUUUGGUAGUAACACUCUUGCAGCCCAUUGGCUGUCUGGGGAGGGUUUGCUUGUUCUUUGAAAACUGGCUUGAGUGACUUGCUCCCCCCUGAGCAUGCUAAUGGCUAUGUGGGUCCAGGUUGGGUUAGAAAGGGAACUGGGCUCAAUGUUUAUGCUUUGAGAGGAGAAAAUAAAUUCUGAGAGCUAACUUUCUACCUCUAAAUUGAGGCUUAGGAAUAAAACCAUUUUAUCUUAAAUUUAUCAUUUAAAAUAGCAGUAGCUUUUGAGCUCAUGUCAAGCAUUGGGCAGUUAGAGAUCUUACAGGGAAGACUAAAUCAAAUUUUCAAGCUCUGAGGCUGAUCAAGGCUCCAAGAGUCAGACCAACAAAAAGUUUUCUUCUGUGUUGAGUUUACUGGUAAGAAUAGUAUCUUGAUGCUACCUCUCAAGGGUAUUGUUACAAAAUGCCACUAUGGUUAAAGAGAUAGAUACAAAGAGUUGUAUUUGACAGAAGCUUGAAACUCUGGCAUCUAUCUGCCCAACAAUGGGGGCUUUCACUCUGUAAUUUAAUACCUUGUAGAUACAUUAUUUGUGUGUAAUUUUAUAAGUGUUCAUAUUUUUCUCAUUUUGCAUUGUGUAAAGUGUACAAAAAUCUCAAAAUAUAAAAAUCUGCUUAUAUUGCUUGUAAUUACAGUGUGUAAAUAUUUUCUAUUGUGUACAUUGACGGGGACAAGUGGGUUAUUCAGGUUUUUAAGUGACCCUUUUAUAUUGCAAUUUCAACUGAUAACCACCCAUCAAAUUUAAAACCACUUUGAUACAUUCUUAUUUAGCAGUUCCAAUAAGAGUAAAAUCUAUUUUCAAUUGUCUUUCUCCAAUGAGAGAAAAAUACUUUGUCCUUCCCUUUAAAAUAAAUGGCCAGACAUCAGUUUAGGCCCUUGUAUUCAUGACUCUGGUAGCAACCUUCAGUCUCCAGGUCAUAGUACAGUCAGUAUUUGCAUUUGGGUUCUCAUAGAAAUUUAUGAUUCUAUUUUAGCACAAGUAGUUCAUGGUUUUUUUUUCCCAAAUCAAGUAUUUUCCGUCCUUCUGAGUCCCCAUGCUUUGUCUCCCUCCAGCUGUUGUUGCCCAAAUAAUGGGAUGGUAGAGAGGGAGAAAAUGCUCAUUGCACAAAGACUGUCAGGCCACAUUUGGUACUUGGCAAACAAAGCUUGCACUGAGUGGUGGUGUGUUUGGCAAUCUUACUGUGCCAAAAAUCACCUUGUCUAAUUUUCUUGUUGUGUAUGUCAAACUUAUUACCCUUACUGCAAGCUGAAAAUUAAAGUACUUGUGUUUAUGCUUUUAUGUGUAGCUGUUUGCCUUUUCUAACCUGCUUUUCUUGUUAUCUGAAAUACAGUUCUGUAAUAACGUUACGUGAAGAGGCUUCGCGCACAAAUCAUCUCUGUAGCACUAAAGUCAGCAUUUGUGCAUUUUUUUGUCCUAUCUCCUGAUGGCAGUGGUGCCUUUGUCACCUUUUGGAAGGUUGGCAUUUUGUUCUUGUUUUGAGUGCAAGUAGUAGCUUGCUUUUGACUUCACAAAAAAUAUAUAUAUAUAUCCCCAGUAAGUGAUAAGUAAGAUAGUGUGUUACCAUCCAGGCUCUGUUGAAGCAUUUGGUUUUUUGUUUGUUUGGUUUUGGUUUUUUGUUUGUUUGUUUUCCCUCGAUCAAAAUAGAGUUGAUGGGGACUGGCCAGUAAUAAUGUGUGGAGUCUUUAAACCAAGAGUAAUUUUUUUACAUUUUAAAAGUGAUUCGUUGAUAAGCAGCUGAGUUCAGAGAACUGACGUGGCUUGUCUCUCAGGAGGCAGCCAAUCUCAAUGGUGCAGGCAGGCACACCUCAUCAGCUGUGUGUCGGUUGUCCUGGGGCAUUCUUGCCAGCCAGUUCAUCUACUAGCUCUUAGGCAGUAAAUGCAAUGUUUCCUCUCUUCCCCCUCCUUUCUUUGAGAUUUUAUACUAUGUCUUGUUUAAAGUUCUCUAAAUGUAUGUGUAUGUGUCAUUAAAACUUUUUUUCUCAGUUUAAA